Messenger RNA from Ruditapes philippinarum (Manila clam), 1376 nucleotides. Its product is annotated as tryptophan--tRNA ligase, mitochondrial-like. Gene Ontology annotation, cellular component: mitochondrion; mitochondrial matrix. The coding region runs from base 233 to 1351 and encodes 372 amino acids. NCBI's taxonomy places the organism in Eukaryota, Metazoa, Mollusca, Bivalvia, Venerida, Veneridae. The record is from RefSeq and is a predicted model, not a curated record. The transcript is spliced from 7 exons. Gene Ontology annotation, molecular function: tryptophan-tRNA ligase activity; ATP binding. Gene Ontology annotation, biological process: mitochondrial tryptophanyl-tRNA aminoacylation.
CAAUCACUUUGAGGAGUUUGAGUGGAAGUCAUUCUUUCACCUAAAGAAUGCAUAAAAGACUCACAAUUUAAUGGGUCUUUCCUUUAAUUGUGUUCUUGAAUUAUUUGUUAUCGUCAGUAAGUUGUUUAAAGCUAUGAAGACAUAGUCUUAGAUCAACCUAAUUGAUGGCCCGUAACGUCAGUGGUCCGAAUGAAUACCUUCAGCGGUCGCCGACUGCUAAAUCUGUACAUACAUGCGGGAUGACUUUAUAAUGGCAUUGAUUAUGAACAACAUUUUGAAAGUAAAAAGAGUUUUUAGAUGUGGGAGAAGAUAUUUAUUACAGAGAAAUGAAAGUGCAACUGCAGAAGACUUGACAAAGUUUGCCGAGUGCCCUCCAUGUGUGUUUUCUGGGAUCCAGCCUACAGGAGUACCUCAUCUAGGCAACUAUCUGUGUGCUAUAAGGAAAUGGGUAGAUAUGCAACAACAAUAUGAUAGAAUGUUUGUCAGUAUAGUAGAUCUGCAUUCUAUAACAGUUCCACAGGAUCCUGCUACACUUAGAGAAAAUAUUUUGGUUAUGGCGGCAUGUUUGAUGGCAUGUGGAAUAGAUCAUGAGAAGACAAUAUUGUUUCAACAAUCAACAGUAGCAUAUCAUACCGAACUUGCAUGGAUCCUCGGAUGCUUGUGUACUUUACCAAGACUUAGCAAAUUACCACAAUGGAAGGAGAAAUCAAAAGUGGUGAAGGACCCUGGAGUGGGAUUGUAUACCUAUCCCAUACUACAGUCUGCAGAUAUAUUACUAUACAAAGCUACAGUAGUACCAGUUGGAGAAGAUCAGAUUAUCCAUCUAGAACUCUCCCAGGAUCUAGCUAGAGCUUUUAACAGAAUCUAUUCCAUCAUAUUUCCUUAUGCUAAACCUCUUAUAGGUGAUGUGUCCAAAGUCAGAUGCCUUAAGGACCCAGCAUGUAAAAUGAGUAAAUCCAACCCUAAUCCUAUGUCAAGAAUAGACCUGCAAGAUUCUGCCGAUCUUGUUGCAACAAAGAUAAAGAAAUCAGUAACAGACUCUAUUAGACUUCUAUCUUACGAUCCUCAGGAAAGACCUGGUGUUGCCAAUCUUAUAAACAUGCAUUCAUUGAUAACUAAUACAAGACCGGAAGAUAUAGUACAAGAAUUUGGAAACUUGAAUAAAGUUCAGUAUAAGGAGAAAGUGACAGAGUUUAUAAAUGGAACUGUUCAGCCAAUCAAUAAAGAGAUGACAAGAUUGUUAAGUGAUAAACAUUAUUUACAUACUGUACUGGAUACAGGCAUGAACAGAGCAUCAGAGAUAGCUGAAGUAAAUAUGAAAGAAAUUAAACAAGCAGUUGGAUUAAGAUAACAUCCGAUGUUCCAUAUUUUUAUCU